AUGCCCACUCUAGACAGAUUGUUGGAGUGGAAGGUUGUCAAUGCUAAUUCAUCUCUGUUGUGUGGUUCAUCUGAGGAAACUGUGGACCAUCUGUUCUUCAAGUGUACUACCUCUAAUCAAGUGUGGCAGAAAGUCUUGCAAUUUCUUCAUUUUAGCAGGCCUGCUGCUAGGUUUGCAGAUGAACUUCAGUGGAUGAUCAAAAGUAGCAAAAGAGGUAGUGGAAGACAUAAAUUGUUGCUCAUGUUCUUUUCUGAAUGCAUCUACUCUAUGUGGUUGAAUAGGAAUGAUAAACUAUAUAACAACCAUUGUAAAGGUGUUGAUGUUUUGUUUAAAGAAACUUUGUUUAGAGUUGUUGAUAGAGCUCCUGCUGAUCUCAGUGAUUUUCUAAAUGAGUUAAGUUGUACCUAG
This is a messenger RNA of Spinacia oleracea (spinach), 408 nucleotides long. RefSeq lists its product as uncharacterized. The transcript has a single exon. NCBI's taxonomy places the organism in Eukaryota, Viridiplantae, Streptophyta, Magnoliopsida, Caryophyllales, Amaranthaceae. The coding region runs from base 1 to 408 and encodes 135 amino acids. The record is from RefSeq and is a predicted model, not a curated record.